GCUUGGGGCGAAACCCCGGCUCCCGCACUUUCGGAUCUGCUUGGCAGGCGUUUCUGUGGCUGUGGUCGCCCGGGGGUAAGGCGAUUCGGGACCCUCCUUCCCUUCUUCCUCUUUGGCAUGCAAGGGCCCAGGCCCCUUCUGUGCCUCCUCCUGGCCCAACACGCAGGUUCCAGGCUCUACUCACGGCCUCCCGGGGUGUCUGGUGGGACUGAAAAUCCUCCUUCAGUGAAAUCCUAGCCUCUCGAUCCGCGCCGAGCCCCAGAGUAGGGCGUGAAGCCUCUGGGGAGGCCAGGGUCGCUGCUCCCCACCUCCUCCAACGCUGUGCAGUCGGUCCCCGGGACUCUACGGGAAGGGGACUGGUGGCCCCUGCAGCCACCCUGCCUUACAGGCCCUCCUCCCCGAAGAGGUACUCCAGAGAUCUCUAGCCCUCUUGCAGCUGAGAGGAGCCCAGGAUCUCAGAUUUGAACCAGGCCGACUGAGCUCUCCUACGAUAAAAAAAAAAAGAAAAGAGUUGAAAUGCAUGGAGAUUCCUGAUCCAAGAGUCGUGUGUGACUGCUCGCAUUUCCACAGCCUCACUUCCUUAGGCUUGAGCUUGCUGGAAUUGUGGCGGGGCUCCUUGCCGAUCUCAAGAGCCUAAAGCCAGAGGGACCCCCAGUCAGUGCUCACUGAACGUUGUUCUUCUCUCAGCAGUGAACAAUACCCCUGAGCAAUGGGUGAGACAUUCUCCCAGCUGGGCUCCCGGGAGGAUGAGGACAAGUCGAUCCUGCCCUCCGCCCCAGCCUUUGGCAGCAAGGCUGCCAGCUACUCCAGCACCACCAGCAGCAAGGCUUUUUGUUCCUGUGUGCCUUGUGAAAGGGCUGCCGGUGUCAGCUUUGUGACUUGUCCCACGUGCCAGGGCAGUGGGGAGAUCCCUCGAGAAGUAGAGAAGCAGCUGGUGGCCCUCAUCCCCUAUGGGGACCAGAGGCUGAAGCCCAGGCACACGAAGCUCUCCGUGUUCCUGGCAGUGUUCAUCUGCCUGGUGACCUCCUCCCUCAUCGUCUUUUUCCUGUUUCCCCGGACUAUCGCCGUGCAGCCUGUAGGCCUCAACUCCUCCACGGUGACUGUUGGCGAGGCCGCUAUCCACCUCAAUAUAACGAAUAUCGUGAGCAUCUCCAAUAACAACUACUACCCCAUCGCUGUGACCCAGCUGACCAUUGAGGUGCUGCACCUGUCCCUCGUGGUGGGGCAGGUCUCCGACAGCCUCCUCCUCCACAUCGGCCCUUUGGCCAGUGAGCAGCAAGAUCUGUACCUGGCUGAAAAUCAAAGUCCACCACGUGCUUCUGCACAUCCAGGGCACCCUGACCUGUUCCUACCUGAGCCAUUCAGAGCAACUGGUCUUCCAGAGCUACGAAUAUGUGGACUGCCGGGGAAACGCAUCCAAGCCCCACUUGGUGGUCCCUCGCCCACCGUGACCUGUCUGCUGUCGUCGAGCUCCGGGCACCUGCCGGCCUGGUCUGUAUCUCCCACCACUCCAUGGCACCCAAUAGGACGAGAGUGACUUUGCCAGAGGAAAAACCGUGCUUUAUCAUACCCUCCCCCUGUUCACCCCCAGCAGAGGAAGCUUUCUGUGGACGUCAACUUCAUACACGCACGUGCACGCACACACGCACACACACACACACACACACACACACACACACACCCUCACCCCCUCACCCCCUCUCUGAUUUCCACGGGAACGGAAGCUUGGUUCUUCUAGAGGCCAGCACCACAUAUUCCCCUUGGUCUGUCUUGAGGAAAGUCUGACCUGACAUUUCCUCAGAGCCGCCUCAGCGGCAUGGAGUGGCACCCACACUGUCUGUGCUGAGCAGCUUGGUUGCCCAGCUCAUCCAGGGAAGACCUUGGUCCUUCCUGAAUGUGGAGAAAGCUUUCAUUUUGUCUGGCUUUUAAUACAUGGAUCCUUUCCAAGUUCUCCACCUGGUAAUGAGAAAGUGACUUGGGGGACAGCCAGUGUUGUCCCCAGGGCCUUUUAGGGAACCGCAGGUGCUCUCCUAUGCCGCCCUGCUUUGGUCCUGUGACAGGGUGAUGGUGAUGGCCUGCUUCUCGCCUGGUAACUUGCGCCCACACCCCACCCAUCUGACAGCAAGAUCGGCCAAGGCCCUUUGGCUCUGCGGCCUUCCUGGUUAAAGACUGUCUGGGUCCCCAGGAAGUCGAAGCUGUUCUGCAGCCCAAGCUUCUCCUCUCCCGAAAACAGUUUUAUCAUUCUCUUCGGAGCAGGAACCAAAGUAGGAGGGGAGGGGAGGGAGGAACCAGGUACCCCCUGGGCCUGCACAGGAAAAACAGACAAAGCCAGAGUCAUUUUAAAAGGUUUUUAUUGAAGGAGGCCACACGCCUGAGCCCACGUGAGGGGACACAGGCAGGUCAAACGGUGGGUGCAGCUGCUCUCCCGCUGAAAACCUGCAGAGGUGAGGCCGAACCGCUGGGUUCCGCUGCACCCCAGCCUAGUCCCAGGACACCCUCUGCUCCCAGAGGCCUCUCCUCUCCUUUGGGCACUGACAGUAUGGAGCCGCCUAUCAGUGGGGACCGGUCUAGGCUGUCCCCUCUUUGCUGUCACUCAGAUGACGAGAAGCCCCUGGCAGCCCCCAGGUUCUUUAGCCGAGCGGGAAUUGCGUUUGCUCACCAAAGGCGGUUACGGGGUUUCCAUCACUCAGGCAGGCAGAGAGGUGAGCCUGAGUGGCAGGGAAAGCCGAGUUUGCAGCAGGAAGGGCGGAGAAGGGGAAGUGGGGCCAGAACCUGGUGGGGAGCCGGCCGGGGGGGAUGAGG
This is a messenger RNA of Mesoplodon densirostris (Blainville's beaked whale), 2802 nucleotides long. RefSeq names its product transmembrane protein 106A-like. Bases 710 to 1537 code for a protein of 275 amino acids. The transcript is spliced from 7 exons. NCBI's taxonomy places the organism in Eukaryota, Metazoa, Chordata, Mammalia, Artiodactyla, Ziphiidae. The record is from RefSeq and is a predicted model, not a curated record.